Molecule: messenger RNA, 2274 nt
Organism: Saccharomyces paradoxus
Lineage: Eukaryota; Fungi; Ascomycota; Saccharomycetes; Saccharomycetales; Saccharomycetaceae
Gene: DNM1
Product: dynamin-related GTPase DNM1
Exons: 1
Coding region: 1-2274 (757 amino acids)
Biological process (GO): peroxisome fission; mitochondrial fission
Cellular component (GO): peroxisome; membrane; cytoplasm
Molecular function (GO): GTPase activity; microtubule binding; GTP binding
Source: RefSeq, a predicted model, not a curated record
AUGGCUAGUUUAGAAGAUCUUAUCCCCACUGUCAACAAGCUGCAGGAUGUUAUGUACGACUCCGGGAUCGAUACACUCGAUCUGCCCAUUUUGGCUGUUGUUGGGUCACAGUCCUCUGGGAAAUCCUCGAUAUUAGAGACUUUAGUCGGGAGAGAUUUUUUACCUAGAGGGACUGGUAUUGUCACCAGGAGACCGUUGGUUCUCCAACUUAAUAACAUAUCUCCAAAUUCCCCUCUAAUAGAGGAAGAUGACAACUCCGUUAAUCCACAUGAUGAAGUUACAAAAAUAUCAGGAUUCGAAGCCGGCACGAAGCCUUUGGAGUACAAGGGCAAGGAGAGAAACCAUGCAGAUGAAUGGGGGGAAUUCUUGCAUAUACCGGGAAAACGGUUUUAUGAUUUCGAUGAUAUUAAGAGAGAAAUUGAAAACGAGACUGCGAGAAUAGCCGGUAAGGAUAAGGGUAUCAGUAAGAUUCCGAUUAAUUUGAAAGUUUUUUCUCCUCACGUUUUGAAUCUAACACUGGUAGAUUUGCCUGGGAUUACAAAGGUCCCCAUUGGAGAACAACCACCUGAUAUUGAAAAGCAGAUCAAGAAUUUGAUUCUAGACUAUAUAGCCACUCCAAAUUGUUUAAUCUUGGCUGUCUCUCCAGCUAACGUUGAUCUUGUUAAUUCUGAAUCCUUAAAGUUAGCCAGAGAGGUAGACCCUCAGGGAAAAAGGACUAUUGGUGUUAUCACCAAAUUAGAUUUGAUGGAUUCUGGAACUAAUGCUCUAGAUAUCUUAUCUGGAAAAAUGUAUCCUCUGAAAUUGGGGUUUGUUGGUGUAGUGAAUCGCUCACAACAGGAUAUUCAAUUGAACAAAACUGUUGAAGAAUCAUUGGACAAAGAGGAAGACUAUUUCAGGAAGCAUCCAGUCUACAGAACCAUUUCAACAAAGUGUGGCACACGCUAUUUGGCUAAAUUGCUAAACCAGACAUUGUUAAGCCACAUUAGAGACAAGCUUCCGGAUAUUAAAACCAAGUUAAAUACCUUGAUCUCUCAAACCGAACAGGAACUCGCUAGAUAUGGUGGCGUAGGAGCUACUACUAAUGAAAACAGAGCUAGCCUUGUUUUACAAUUAAUGAACAAGUUUUCUACAAACUUCAUCUCAUCUAUAGAUGGUACAUCUUCCGAUAUCAAUACGAAGGAACUCUGUGGUGGUGCCCGUAUUUAUUACAUUUACAAUAAUGUAUUUGGAAACUCUUUGAAGUCGAUUGAUCCAACUUCUAACUUAUCUGUUCUUGAUAUUAGAACCGCAAUUAGAAAUUCUACUGGCCCUCGCCCUACGUUAUUUGUGCCUGAGUUGGCAUUUGACCUUUUGGUCAAACCUCAAAUUAAACUUUUACUGGAGCCAUCUCAGCGUUGCGUCGAGCUAGUUUACGAGGAGCUGAUGAAAAUAUGCCAUAAAUGUGGCUCCGCUGAACUAGCUAGGUAUCCUAAAUUGAAGAGCAUGCUAAUAGAAGUUAUAAGUGAACUCCUUAGAGAAAGAUUACAACCUACCCGCUCUUACGUUGAAAGUUUGAUCGAUAUACAUCGAGCCUAUAUCAAUACUAACCAUCCUAAUUUUUUAAGUGCCACGGAAGCGAUGGAUGACAUCAUGAAAACGCGUAGAAAACGGAAUCAAGAAUUAUCGAAGAGUAAAUUGUCUCAACAGGAGAAUGGUCAAACUAACACUAUUAAUGGCACUUCAUCUAUCUCUUCCAAUGCAGAUCAAGAUUCUUCUAAAAACAGUGACUACGAUGAUGAUGGUAUCGACACAGAAUCGAAGCAAACGAAGGACAAAUUUUUGAAUUAUUUCUUUGGUAAGGAUAAAAAGGGCCAACCUGUGUUCGAUGCAUCAGGUAAGAAAAGGAGCAUUGCGGGUGAUGGAAAUGUUGAAGAUUUUAGGAACUUACAAAUAUCAGAUUUUUCACUUGGAGAUAUAGAUGACCUUGAAAACGCUGAACCUCCGCUUACCGAGAGAGAAGAGUUAGAGUGCGAAUUAAUCAAACGUUUGAUUGUUUCAUACUUUGAUAUUAUAAGAGAAAUGAUUGAAGAUCAAGUGCCAAAAGCAGUAAUGUGUUUACUUGUAAAUUACUGUAAAGAUUCCGUUCAAAACAGAUUGGUAACCAAACUCUACAAGGAAACGCUGUUUGAAGAACUUUUAGUUGAGGACCAAACUUUAGCUCAAGAUAGAGAACUAUGUGUGAAAUCUCUCGGAGUUUAUAAAAAGGCCGCAACCCUUAUUAGUAAUAUUCUGUAA